Molecule: messenger RNA, 813 nt
Organism: Leptopilina heterotoma
Lineage: Eukaryota; Metazoa; Arthropoda; Insecta; Hymenoptera; Figitidae
Exons: 3
Coding region: 271-753 (160 amino acids)
Source: RefSeq, a predicted model, not a curated record
CAUUGCGAAAUUGCAAUUAUUAUUACUCUAUAUUCACUUUUUUUUCUCAUACAUAUAAAUAUCUGUGAGUAAAGUCUUAUCAAAUUCAGCAAUCAGCACGUAUAACAGCACAUCGUCAGUUAAAAGCAAGCAUUUGUCCGGGAACUUAUGCAUCUAUAAUUCUGUUCACUGGGGAAACAAAGUGGAAGUUUCAAUAAUAAAAGAGGAAAACGACUAAUUUUUGUUAGUCACAACACAAAUUUUCUUCAAAAAAGAUUCUUUGUUAUAAACAUGAAGUUUCUUUUCGUCUUUCUAUUAACUCUACUUUCUUGUGCAGAAUAUAUCAGGGGAUUAAAAUUCGUGAACCCUGUUGUCUACGAGAUUCAAGAUAGAUUUGGAUUGACCUGGGAUCAAUUUAAAGGAAAGUGUGAUUCUAAAGGAGCAAAUUUAUUCCCACCUGUCUCUAAUUUGCGUGAUAAAUAUGACUCUGUUUCUGCACAAGUGAAAGCUGAUAUCUUGAAUCGAGCAAGGCAAACCUCCAGUGGAAUGACUGAAGCAAAAUGGGAUCAGCUGAUUAAUACGAAAUGUAUUGUUAAUUCUGAAUUGAUCUCUACGUCACAGCAGGCUAUUGACAGAAUUGUACUCUGUUUGGAUAAUAAUGGUGGAUUGAGUGGUCAGCAAAAGGAGCAAGCUAAAAAGGAUCUGCUAAAGAAAUUUUGCUCCCAGAUACGAAUGUGGGCCAAGUUCGAGUACGAUAAUUACAACAGCGGCUAACUGUAAACCGAAUACAUUUGCAGAAAGUUUGAACUGAAAUAAAUAAGUCGAUUGAAUAAA